Brienomyrus brachyistius is the source of this 4382-nucleotide messenger RNA. It is a transcript of the gene zc3h18, whose product is annotated as zinc finger CCCH-type containing 18. Lineage: Eukaryota; Metazoa; Chordata; Actinopteri; Osteoglossiformes; Mormyridae. Bases 202 to 3543 code for a protein of 1113 amino acids. Gene Ontology annotation, molecular function: metal ion binding. The record is from RefSeq and is a predicted model, not a curated record. The transcript has 20 exons.
UUGGGCACUGUCUCACGUUGAUGACGUCAGGAAAUGGCCGCUCUCACUGUGUAGUGCGGGUUUAAUGUUCUCUCCGGUAAAAUACAAUAACAAUAAUCUAAUAUUUAUUAUAGUUUUUCAGACACGGACAGGAGAGCCUGAGUAGUUCUAAGAUCGUGGCUCUGUCUUCAAAGACGCUCAGGUUGGAAAGAAUAACCUCUGAUGGAUACUCCUGAAAGUCCCACACAGUCCCCACAAUCCCUUGCGGAGGAAGAGAAGGAGAUCUCCGAUAGCGAUAUUUUGAAUGACUCCGAUCAAGAUGGUGAUGAGGACGAGGGAGGGAGGGACUCCGAUUUGGGUGACCUGGAGGAGGAUCUGGAGGAAGGAGCCCAGGAACAAGUGUCUGAGCAGGAGGAGGAGUACGAGGAGCAUGGUGGAGAAGAUGGGGAGGAGAACAUUUUAGAACAGGAAGAACAGAGAGGAGCUGAUGAGGAAGACGAUGAAGAGGAGGACAUGAUUGGCCAGCGUCCCGGUUAUCUAGAUUCUGAGGCAGAUUAUGAGAAGCCACUGACUGCAGCUGAAGAGGACGAGGAUGAGGAGGAGACAGCAGUCACUCACCAGGAGGAAGAUGAUGAGGACGAGGAUGGAAUGAAGGUGAUGGGUACGACCUCGGCGAGGGUGCUGGGAGACAGGCGGGAGGAGGAGGUAAGGCGCAUGGUGAGUGACAUGAAGGACGAGUCAUCGUCUGUGUCGAGAGAGCUGGACGAGCACGAGUUGGACUAUGACGAGGAGGUUCCCGAGGAGCAGAGCGCACCCCCGCCCGAGGAUGAGGAGGCAGAGAAAGGGGCAGGGGAGGAGGGAGAGGAGGAAGAGGAUGAUGAAGAGGAUGACAGGAGGAAGAAGAAGAAGGAGAAGAUCGCUAUCAUGGCUCCCCAGAAGGACUCGCAGCCGAGGAAUCCCGAGGAGCCCAAGGCACCAGAGAGAAGCCGACGUGAGCUCCUCCGCGAGAAGAAGAAGGAUGAAGACGACGGCGAGAUCGACGAGGGAGAGAUCGAUGAUGACGAUCUGGAAGAGGGGGAGGUGAAGGACCCUAUGGAUAGGAAGAUCCGGCCCCGUCCGAUCUGCAGGUUCUUCAUGAAAGGUAACUGCACCUGGGGCAUGAACUGCAGAUUUAUCCACCCGGGAGUGAAUGACAAGGGCAACUACUCUCUCAUCGCCAAGCCGGACCCCUUCUCACCCAACGGGGGGCCCCCAGGAGGCCCCCACCCCCUCAUGCCCGCCAACCCCUGGGGGGGUCCCGCUCUUGAAGAAUUGCCGCCACCACCAUUGCCAGCCGAGCCUCCGGUAGAGAGUGCCUGGGAGAGGGGGCUCCGACACGCCAAGGAGGUGCUGAAAAAGGCCACAAUACGCAAAGAGCAGGAGCCUGAUUUCGAGGAGAAGCGCUUCAACGUGACCAUCGGCGAGGAUGAGCGGGAGUUUGACAAAGAGAAUGAGUUCUUCAGGGAGCGCAGCUACCACAUCACCAGAGAGAUCAGGGAGCCGGGAGACGUGGAGUUCAGGGAGCCAGGCUAUGGCAGUGACCCUUACACGGACUCCUAUUACGACUAUGAGAUGGAGACAUUCUGGAGAGGAGGGCAGUACGAGAACUUCAGGGUCCACUAUACGGAGACGCCGCUGCCCUACCACUACAACGAGCGCGAGUGGGAGCGCGACCCGCGGGAGCGACAGCGGGAGCGGGACAGGGAGCGGGAGCGGGACCACCGGGAGCGUGAGCGCCGGCAGCGGGAGAGGGAGCGCGAGAGGGAGCGCGAGCGUGAGAAGGAGCGCCAGCGGAGGAAGGAGGAGUGGGAGAGGGACCGCAUGAAGCGCGAUGAGAAGGAGCGGCCACCGGCGCGGGAGCGCCCCCCUCGGGAGCCGCGCGACAAGAAGGAGGACAAGGAGAAGCCUAAGGCCCGCUCGCCCGUCGCCCCACCACCCAGCAGGCCGAUGGAGCCCCCACCCAAAAAGGAGCUGGGCCCCCUGCUGAAGAGGCCCGAUGAAUGGAAGGAUCCCUGGCGGCGGUCCAAGUCGCCUCGGAGACGCGUGGGCAUGACCAUGUCCCCCCUGCACCGGCGGCACCGGCCCUCUGGCUCCUCGGUCUCCCUCUCCAACUCCUCCAGGUCCUCGUCGCGCUCUUCGUCCUACACUGGAUCUGGCUCCUCCCGGUCACGCUCCCGCUCCUCCUCAUUCACCUCCUACUCCAGCCACUCCUCCCAGCACAGCUCUUUGUCUCGGAGUCGGUCCAGAUCGAGGUCCUUCUCGUCCUCCCAGUCUCCAUCUCCCAGCCGCGCUGCCCAGAGGAAUGCCGCCAAGGCUAAAGUGGAGCCAGUUCCUGCGCCCGUCAAAGGGGAGAAGGCCCCCGCCAAGAAACCACCCACCCCCCCGCCACCCCAACCGGGCCUUCUGGGAAAACCCCUCAGGCCUGCCAUAGAGGGGGCCAAGCCCCCAAAUCCCCGGGUGAAUCCCCGGGAGGGGGCCAAGCCCAUCAACCCACGGGAAACUGGCAAGCUGGCCGUGCCGCGGGAGGGACGCAGGAAGGAGAGGCAGCAGCACAACCCCCCUCGGAGGCGGACGAUGAGCGGCAGUGCCAGUGGCAGCGCAUCCAGCUACUCGGCCUCCAGCUCUCGGUCCCGCUCCCCAUCGGGCUCGCACACGCACUCCUCCUCCCCCUCUCUGUCUCACUCCCGGUCCGGAUCCCGUAAGUCCAGAAAGUCCAGGUCCCUGACUGUCAGCAGCGUCUCCUCCGUCUCCUCGGCCUCAUCCAGCAGCAGCUCGGUCCGCAGCGCCGACUCUGAUGACAUGUACGCUGACCUGGCCAGCCCGGUUUCAUCGGCCAGCUCUCGCUCGCCCACGCCCGCCAAGGCGCGCAAGGAGAAGGGCCCCCCGCGGGACAAGGGCCCCAACAGAGAUCGAGGAAAGCCGAUGAAAAAGGAAGACCCCUUCAAAGAAGAUCGAAGGAAGCCGGACCCCCUGGUUCCCGGACCCAGGCUGCCCCCCUUAUCCUCCUCGCAGAAGUCCGGCCCUGGUGGGAAGGCCCACCAGCCGCACGCGCCCCCCAUGGCCCCCCCCGGAGCAUACGGCUCCCAUAAGGACAUCAAGCUGACUCUACUCAACAAGCAGCAGACUGACAGGGGUAACAGGAAGCGAUACCUGCCUUCGGACAAGGACCGGCCGACGUCGCCGUUCUCCAAGAGGAUAGCUCUGUCACCAGAGAGGGGUCGUGACAGGAGAAUGCUGGGAAGGCCUCCUCUGUCUCCAAGACUGGACCGGUCCCGUGGCCAGGGCCCCCGACCCAUGCCCCCCCAGGCAGAGAGGAAGCGCCCUUUGACCCCACCGCCCAAAUCCUCCGGUAAAGGCCUAGGGGUGUCCUCGGGAAAGCCCCCCGCUGCCGGCUCUGGCGGGCCGCCCCCGCCCAAGUCGGGCAAACCCAGCAGCACACUGUCCCGUCGAGAGGAGCUGCUGAAGCAGUUGAAGGCGGUUGAGGAUGCCAUCGCCCGCAAGAGAGCCAAGAUCCCCGGGAAGUAGGGGUGCUGUGGGCAUUCCCUACCCGCCUAGGGAUUAUACCACCCUGUCCCAACACUGGCCUUGGCCCUGGGACCUGUGACUGUUGUCCCAGGAAUCUGAAGGCCUUUGUCCCAGGAUAUUACGGCCUCCCAAACAUUUUUUUUGUAGUUUGCCCUCAGAGAGAGGCCUUGAAGAUUUUAUAAACAGCAAAUAGAAGAGGCAGGACAAGGCUGCUCCUUGCCUCUUGUCGGGUUCCAAGCAAACAAAAGAUGGCCCCUUUAAUAAGAUUCCGCUCUUGUUUGUUAUUUUUCUAUUUUGUCUAUUGGACUGUGAACGUGGCGUUCCGUACGUACGUUGAGUCGGCGGUUCCGGAAACUUCAGCCCAAACUAGUUUUCUGCAAGAUGAUCCCGUGUCAGCAGCAGGUUCUGGAGAAACGGCAAACGAUCCCCUUUUCUGGACCCUUUUGUUGGCGAAGGUCCCUUUUUAAACCAAUAAAUUGUUCUCUCCUAGUUCCGUGCAUUUAGUGUUUUUCUGCGAUGUUCAUUUUCUUACCGUAUAAGAUUAUAGCAAAUGUGAUAAGCAUCGCUUUCUUAAAGUGUACAAUUAUAGAGGAGAUAAUGACUGUGAUGUGAAGUAUCACCCCCCCCACCCCGCCCCCACACCCUUUUUUUUUAAAAAGGAAAAAAAAAAAAAACUUUAUUUGCCAUAACUCUUCCUGAGUAACGAUGAAUCUCGAUUGUGUCUGUCCCACAUUUUUAGUUGAGUGUGAGAGGUUGUCAUUGGGAUAUGAAGAGGAGAUAGGGCUUGUCUUGCUUUUGUGACAUGAAAAGCAACUAAAUAAACUAUUUUGAUAAAGAGA